CCUUCGGGGUAAUCCAGUUCUUCCUAUCGUCUACAAGAGAGGACAGUUUUGGCUAGCGGCGUUUACGGAUUCAUCCUUGGGAGCAAACCCCGACAACGGAAGAUCUACCACGGGAUAUCUCUUCUUUCUGGCUGGAGGACUCAUCAGCUACGGUGCGAAGACUCAAACUCUAACCGCGCAAAGCACGGUCGAAGCCGAGAUUCAAGCACUUAGCUACUCAGCCAGAGAGGCGGUCUACAUCUCAAAUUUUAUGACGGAACUCAACUUCAAGACCUUCGGAUCGGUUCCCAUCAACAGCGACAGCACCGGAGCGCUGACAGUGGCCGGGAAUGCCAUGCACUCUCAACGCACGAAGCACGUGGCCCUGAGGUACUUUUUCAUCCGGGAGCUAGUACUACGGGGACAAAUCACUCUUCACCACCGGCCCAGCGAGCACCAGUUGGCUGAUAUCGCGACCAAGUACCUCCCAAAGCACCGGUUCGCCUCCAUCAUUCAGCAGAUUCAGGACUUCUCGUGUUGA
Ectocarpus sp. CCAP 1310/34 is the source of this 520-nucleotide messenger RNA. The record is from the annotation of a GenBank genome assembly. Lineage: Eukaryota; Phaeophyceae; Ectocarpales; Ectocarpaceae.